AUGUCAUUUAUGCGCCGCAUGCAACCCGCAAUGUUUUGUUUCUCUAUUUGAAAGCAUCGCUAUACAAAUGGAGAAAUUAUCCAAAGCCUACACAAGUAUGCGUUGAUCAGGACUACCUUGUGGACACCGCGUCUACCGUACUGGAACGAAAAAUAAGGGAUUUCUCUUCAGGUACUACUUGAUGCUUUCCUGGGUUGGGAUUUUCUCCCCGGUGACAGAGACAAUCUCCGCACAUCUUCACUGGCCCUCGCUUCCCUACCAUGGCCCUGGUGACGCUGCAGCGCAUCCCCGUCUCUAACGCAGCAUCCUCGGCUAGCAUCAGCACCAGUAACACCGGGGAGGGUUUUGGGAAUGAUGACGACCAGACAAAUAACCAGAGCCUCCUCCAGACCAGCUUCGUCAUGGUCAAGGGAGCCGCUCUCUUCCUGCGGCAGGAGGGCUGUGGGAACCGACCUCUGACCCCAACGCACCACUCGUUCACAGGUGACUUAAUUCAACACCUGGAAGUCAUGAUGAAGAUGCUUCGGUCUGAAGAUAGCGUUAGACUGGCCGUUCGCUUGGAGAGCAGCUGGACGGAGCGCGUGCGCUACCUGCUGGUGGUCUACACACACGGCUGUCAGGACGCAGAGGAGACCGUGCUGCUGGGCGUGGACUUCCUGUCGGAAACAGACAGUAAGACGUGCUCCGUGGGGCUGGUGCUGCCGCUGUGGAGCGACACGGCGGUCCGCCUGGAGGGGGAGGGAGGAUUCAGUGUAAGCACCACAGGGGGGCGGUGGCACCUGUUCAAGCCUGUGUCUGUCCAAGCCAUGUGGUCCGCCCUGCAGGUCCUCCACAAGGCCCAGGAGGCGGCCUGCCGCUACCACCACUACCCGGGCAGUGGGGCCCUCGCCUGGACCGGCUUCUACGACAGCCGCGUGUCCUCGGAGCAGAGCUGCGUCAACGAGUGGAACGCCAUGACGGAUCUGGAGUCCAUACGGCCGGACUCACCCGCCAUGGCGGUGGACCAGCCCACCGAAAGGGAGAGGACGGAGUGUUUGAUCAAAGCUAAGCUACGUAGCAUCAUGAUGGACCAAGACCUGGAGAAUGUUACAUCUAAAGAGAUCCGCAGCCUGCUGGAGCAGCACAUGAGCUGCAGCCUGAAGGAGUACAAGGAGUUCAUGGAUAAGGAGAUGCUGCUGGUCUUGGGCCAACUGGAUAAAGCCACGCUCAUCUUUGACCACCUCUACUUGGGAUCAGAGUGGAACGCCUCCAACCUAGAAGAACUUCAAGAUUGUGGGGUUGGGUACAUCUUAAACGUUGCUCGGGAGAUCGACAACUUCUUCCCGGGGACGCUGUCCUACCACAACGUGCUGGUCUACGACGAGGAAUCCACGGACCUGCUGGCGCACUGGAACGACACCUACAGCUUCAUCGCCAAGGCCAGGAAGAACCAUUCCAAGUGCCUGGUGCACUGCAAAAUGGGCGUGAGCCGCUCAGUGGCCACGGUGGUGGCCUACGCCAUGAAGGAGUACGGCUGGGCUCUGGACGAGGCCUUCAACUACGUCAAGCAGAAGCGCGCCGCCGCCCAGCCCAACACCGCCUUCAUGCGGCAGCUGGCGGAGUACGAGGGGAUCCUGAACCCUAGCAAGCAGCGGCGCAACAAGGGCUGGCGGUCAGAGACGGACCCGGAGACCUCCGACGACGGGCAGGCGUCGGGCGCCGGCGACGCCCUGGAGGUCUCGGGGGAGGAGACCCCCGUGCUCACCAGCUCCUCCCAGGAGGAGGAGGAGGCGUGGGGCUGCUCCAGCGGCAUGAGCCUUGAGGUGGAGCCCCUGGACCCCCUCAACUACAACUACUACUUCCGGCGGCUGUCGGACUCGGCGCUGGAGAGCGGCCCCUCCACGCCGGUGCGGGGCCCCCCCCUGCUCGGCAUGGAGCGCAUCUUCAUCGAGAUCGAGGACGUGGAGCGCGACGCCCUGCUGGAGGACGAGGGCUUCCCCGUGGCCCACCUGGCGCCGGCCGGCGAGGGCACGGCGGCGCAGACCUCCUGCGGCCGCCUGGACCCCAUGGAGGACGUGAGGCUGCGGCUGGAGUUCAGCACCCUGGAGGAGGAGGACGAGGAGGAGGCGCAGAAGGAGGAGGAGGAGAUGGCCGCCCUGGCCCGGGGGACCGGGGCGGCGGCGGCGGCGGCGGCGGGGGGGGAGGAGUCGGAGGGCCGGUUGGGCCUGGCCAACCUCAACACCAAUAACAGCAACCGUCUGGCCGGCAAGCGCAGCUGCCCCGCCGCCUUCGACGACAGCCUGGGCUCCCAGAACCCCUUCAAGGUGAAGCCGUCCUACCAGUCGUGCGCCGAGUGCCUGCGCCUCCCCCAGGGCUGGCUGUGCGACCGGCCCGGGGCGGGGCGCACCCACCGCCUCUACACCUCCCGCCACGGCGCCGUGCCCUCCAUCACGCUGGACCCCCCCGGGACCACCACCACCACCACCACCACCACCACCACCCCCACCACCUCUUCCUCCGCCGCCGCGCCCAUCUCCGUCAGCUGCACCCUGCCGUGCGGCCAUCGCUGCAGAUGCGCCACGUGCGUCCAGGGCGUCUGCGUUUCCCCGGCAACGGCAGCAGCAGCAGCAGCAUCGGCGUCUGCCGCAGACGCGUCGUCCCGGCCGGAGGUCCCCGACGGAACACAGGAGAUCCAGUACGAGGGGGAGGAGGGAGGUUCAGGCCGCACGGAGCUGGCUGGCGACCGGCUUGUGUGUGUGGGGUCAGCGGCGCGCUCCGCCCUCCAGGACGGCUCCCUGUCUUGUUCCCUCGUCAAGUAGAGCCCACUGGGUGUGAGCGUGUGGGUGUGCACGUUGCCACCUUGAAGAGACACUUUUUCUCAAAACUUUGAUAGCGGAUGAGAGCGUUUCCUUGGCCGCCCCACGACGACAAAGAGGCUGAACAUUUCUGGCUGUAUACCGGAUACGUAUACGGUGUACAAAACGUUGAAAAAAUAAGUAGUCCAAAUUCUGUGUAGGAGCUCAAGGAGGGGCGUUGAACUGCGAGUCCAUCCCAGCAUCUCCAGUGAUCUGUGAUCAUCUAGUCAUUCCCGGACGCCCUCAUCCUUCUCCAUGAGAUGUCAACCAUUCGACAAAGGUCCUCUUGUGUCUAAGCUUUCUGUGUGGCUCUCAGGCGGCUCCGUCCGUCGAUGCAUCAACUGUGAUCGCGUGGUACGCCAAAAACCCGAUAAACUUGAAAAUAAAUCCAAAUUGGUCUGUAGGCUAUCGAACACACUGUCGUGCGGGCCCCGCCCGGGGGGGAAACAGGGGACGUAAUCCUUCAUGUGAUAUUGUCGACCGAUUUGCAGUGAGCAGUGCAUUGUGGGACAUGUGGGAGUGGUUGACUCGUUCAUCUGAGCGCCCUACACACACUGAGGCGAUGGAAGAGUGGCGAACUCGCCACUCUUAUAUCGGGUAUAUCGGGACUCUUGAAUGCCGCGAGUCGUGUUACCUCUCCUAAGUAGGAUAUACUUAUGGGGGAAAGCUGCUUGAGAAAGUUGGCUUCACUUCACGUUGAAGUGGAUUUUUUUUCCUAAUUGAAAUAUUGACUAUUGUCAUGUCGCCAUAUCCCAGAUGUUAAUUCAGUAGUGAGCACGCCAUGAUGAUCCUCAUCAUAUUUCUUUUGUACACCUUGAUAUUCACUUAUAUCCUUGCAUCAUAUGCAUGCUGUGGUCUUUGGAGAGGAUAUGAAGGUGAUGAAUAAAUACGAUUAUUUAAGUAUUUAACAGGUAUUUCCUAUUUUAUGCUCUUUGUUGAAGGGAAUGUAAAUUUCAACUUAAUCAUUUUCAAAUAUUGUCAAAUUUGAUUUAUCAAUGCUUGCAUAAUGUACUUCAAAUGUACAUUAUUAGACAAGGGGUUUAAAAAUAAUGUCUCUUUUUAAUAUUUCUAGAAACUAUAUACCAUGUUUGUUUUGAGAUAUUGUCAAUCACUUCAUAAUAAAACAUGCAAUAGGCAACUUAUUAACCACAAGCAGGAGUGUUGAAACAUGUGUUUAAACAAGAUGGCUGAAGGAAAUCAAUAUCAAACACAUUUUUUAAAUAAGCAGUUCAAAUCAAAACAGAAGAUGUAACGCCUGAGCUCUCUGGGAUUCAUGAGAUAGGGGUUAUCCAUGCACAGUAAGAAGGUUUACUGAAAGCACAGUUUCUAAGUAUAAGUUCUGCCGUGAUACUUAUCGUUUGCGUUUAAUACCCCCUGCUACUGCUACAAUUUAUUGUUGUGACUUGAAUGAGAUAAGUUGAAUAAGUCACCUAUUUUGGGGCCAGGUUUGAUACUUUUGAGCCUAUCCUCUGAUCAUCCAUGUAAUUAUGCGGAGCUGUAAGCUAUCGGCCUACUCUGCUGCGACUUCAUUUAAUUCAUAUUUAUGAAUGGGUUAUCCAAAACCUUUCUCCUGAGUGAAGGGUUGUUCACGGGUUGCUGCUGUUUCGUGGGUUCCGUAAAUGAGAUGUUUUUUGUGUUGGGUUAGUAUUUAAGUGCCUUAACCUUGACCUUAAUGCUAUUACGUUGCACCACAGGCUUCCUAGAGUGGUUGUGAAUGCUGUGACUGUCCUUCUCUUGCUCUCUCAACCCCUCAAAACCACCCCGCUACGUCCUCACAGUGUUCAUCUCGACUGCUGUAUGCAAACACAACCCUGGAUCAUACAACGUGCGCACAUGUAUUUGGAACACUUGCAAUUUAUGAAUAGCCUCUAUCAGUAUUGUAUCUGUUUGAUAUUGUAAAAAUGUAAAAAUUGUGAGGCAUUGUUCUGGCCCGAACAUUACAUUGGUUUGUAAUUGCAACGAUUAUGUCGAUGGCACAUGGCCUCAGAAGUCAGAAAGAUCGGUUGAAAAGCUAUGGUCUGUAAGCAAGUUUUUAAUUAAUUAAAGAGUAUUAAUUAGAUCUGUGUUCAUGAUGUGGUGCAGAUCUUGAACGGGGAGAUAUGUAUUUUGGGCCUCAUUCAGAAUGUCCCCAAUUAUAUUCCUUCAUAGGCCUUUACUAGGAAGAAAUGCGUUUACUGACAAUCCUAUUAAAAGCCAGAGGUCAAAGGCACUUUGUGGGACAUGUGAGAAGGGAAGAUAUUGACUGUGCGAAAACGGUCUUCUUUCCACAGAUGCUUUGGUUUGAUUUAUUUAGAGUGGAUUGUGUCAGGCGUUGAAGAAAGGGUUUUUAUUCAGUUUGUUUAUAUGUGCACUGUGCUGUCCCUUGUUCAAGUAUGUGUUUUUGUUUCUUUUAAAAUACAGUUAAUGCAAAUGUUAAUAAAAAUGACUGAAGGAGAA
Gadus morhua (Atlantic cod) is the source of this 5270-nucleotide messenger RNA. Its product is annotated as protein phosphatase Slingshot homolog 1. NCBI's taxonomy places the organism in Eukaryota, Metazoa, Chordata, Actinopteri, Gadiformes, Gadidae. Bases 261 to 2798 code for a protein of 845 amino acids. Gene Ontology annotation, biological process: protein dephosphorylation; negative regulation of actin filament polymerization. The transcript is spliced from 15 exons. The record is from RefSeq and is a predicted model, not a curated record. Gene Ontology annotation, molecular function: phosphatase activity; actin binding.